AUGAACGAGGAAGAUGAGGAUGAGGAUAGCUUUUUUAACCCGAUUCCGAGGUAUUUUUUGAAAUUUGAAUUUUUUACAGAACUUUGAGAUUUCCUAGACGAAAUUUGGCACUUUUCAGCUCAAAAAUCAAUCAAAGUCCAAUUUUUUUAACCUAAAAUCAGUUCCUGGGUUAUUUUUCAUUGAAAAUCCUGAAUUUCACCUUAUUUUCAGAGAAAAAUCAGUUCUAAUUGAUUUUUCUGUCAAAAUACGGUGAAAUUCAAGAUUUUCGAGAAAAAAAUAACCCAGAAACUGAUUUUCGGGGGAAAAAUUGGACUUUGGUUGGUUUUUGAGCUGAAAAGUAUCGGAAAUCACGAGUUUUCUUGAAGAAAUAAGUCCAUGGCUAAAUUUUCCACUGAAAUGUAUAGUUUUUGAGAAAAAUAUUUGAAAUAAAUAUAUUUUUCACCUUGAAAACCGAUCUAGCUUCAAUUUUUCACCUCAAAUCAGUUUCUCGGUUAUUUUUCCUCGAAAAUCCUGAAUUUUACCACAUUUUCAUAAAGAAAUUAGUUCUAGGGUUAUUUUUUUAGUGAAAAAUAGCCCUAGAAUUGAUUUUUCUCGGCGAAAUUCAAGAUUUUCGAGGAAAAAUACCCGGGAACUGAUUUUGGGUGAAAAAUGUAAUUAGAAAUGCAAAAUUUUUGAAUAAAAAAAUUUUCACACGUUCUCAAAAAAAGAAUUUCAAAAUAAAUUUCAUUUCGAAAUUUUUUUCAAUCAAAUUUAGUUUCUUUUUGAAGCUCUCAGCUUCAUCUUUCACAUUUUUCAACAAAAAUUCAGAUUUUUCCAGCGCAGUUCCCAUAGAACCCACCCCAAAACCUCCUGCUCUCGUCAAAAAAGAAGAAGAAGAAGAUGCAGAAUCUGACGAUUCUUUUGAUAACUUCAAACCAGCUCCAAUUCCCACCAAAAAAACACCGCCAACUUUACAACGAACUGAUCAAACACCCACACAAAAACCAAAGAUUUCACUUCAAUCACAAAGAAUUUCGAAUAAAAAUGGAUCAUUUAGUAGGCAUGGAAGUGAUAAUUCGUUUUUUAAAGGGUUAGUUUGGGUUUUGGGAAGGAUUUUGGGGAAAAAGUACCUUUUUCAGCUAGAAAUGUUCAAUUUUUUCGAAUUUCGCGCGAAAUUUUGAGCUGGACACAUAAAUAUUUUGGCCCAGAAGGUCCUGGAUCGAUCCCCAUUAACGUUCCACCCAAGGUUUUAGAAAAAUGUCGCAAAAUCAAAAUUUUCGGGUUAAAAUGAGCAAUCCCACCAUUUUCAGCGAGAAAAAUUAUCUUUUUUUUUCGAAAAAAAGGUAGGAGGUAUGGGGGAUCGAUCCAGGACUUUCUGACCACUAAAUUUCGGUUCAAUCUGAAAUUUUGAGCAAUAUUUAGAGCCAAAAAUCAGAAUGUUAGCUUUUCUUGAGGAUUUUGGGCUUGAAAUUUUGAAAAAUUCAGAAUUUGAGCAUUUUUGGAAGCGAAAAUAAAAUUCGAAAUUUUGAGAAUUUGAAAAUUGCUGAAAUCUAGAUUUUCUUGAAGAUUUGGGGGAAUGUUCAGAUCAAAUUUUUUUUCCAGCCCCAUCAAAACAUCCACAACAUCGCCAUCAAUUCCAAUGUCACAAUUAUCAGUUCUUGAUCGACCAAUCACACCAAAUGGUGAACUAUUGAUGUUACGAAGUCAAUUAGAAAAAGAAAAACGAGAAAAGGAGCGAAUGAAUAUGGAAUGGCAAAGGAAAAUGAAAGAAAUGACUGAUAAAUGCGAUAAGGCGAUGGAGGAUAAAUGCAAACAGAUUAAUCAACUCAGAAAGGAGAAUGAGGUUUUGGUAAGGGAAUUUUUAGGCAAUUAGAAGUUUCAGAUUCCAGAUUUUUAAAUAUCAAGCUAUAACCAUACUAUUUCAAGCCAAAAAGAUCUAACCUAACAUGAGCAAUGCUAGAUUUCCAGCUUUGUUAGAAUUCUGAAAUUUUUUUGAAAUUGAGUUUACCCGGGGGUUUUCCGAUGAUUUUCGAACUAUGAAUUGAUAUUUGGCAGAUUUUCUUACCUAAGAAAAAAUCCAGAAUUGUUUAUGUUUCAAAAAAGUGAUAAUAAAUUUUUGCUCAUAAUUCAAAAUGAUAUUUUAGGAUUUUUCUCUGGUCAUUUGGAAAAUAUUCAGAAUUUUCGAAUUUUCCAGCCUAACAUGAGCAAUACCAUUUUCGAAAGUUUUUAUUGAAAUUAGAAGUUUCAGAUUCCUGAUUUUCCGGAGAAAUAUAUGUAAACUUGAAGCUGUUUUUUUUAAAACAAUUUCAACCCAAAAAUGUCUAACCUAACAUGAGCAAUACUAGAUUUUCAGUUUAGAAGUCUGAAAAAUUUUUUAAAUUGAGUUUACCCGGGUUUGUAACCAAAAAUUAUGAUUUUCUGACCUAAGAAAAAAAAACCAGAAUUUCUUAUGUUUCAAAAAAUGAUAAUAAUUUUUUUCUCAUAAUUCAAAAUGAUAUUUUAGGAUUUUUCUCUGGUCAUUUGAAAAAUAUUCAGAAUUUUCGAAUUUUCCAGCCUAACAUGAGCAAUACCAUUUUCGAAAUUUUUUUGAAAUGAGAAGUUUCAGAUUCCUGAUUUUCCGGAAAAAUAUAUGUAAACUUGAAGCUGUUUUUCUCUACAAUUUCAAGCCAAAAAUGUCUAACCUAACAUGAGCAAUACUAGAUUUUCAGCUUUGUUAGAAUUCUGAAUUUUUAAGCUACAAAUUGAUUUUACCCGGUUUUGUCACCAAAAAUUAUGAUUUUCUGACCAAAAAAAUCCAGAAUUUCUUAUGUUUCAAAAAAUGAUAAUAAAUUUUUGCUCAUAAUUCAAAAUGAUAUUUUAGGAUUUUUCCAUGGUCAUUUAAAAAUUAUUCAGAAAUUUCAAAUUUUCCAGCCUAACAUGAGCAAUAUUUCCACUUUCCAGACAAUUUCAAGUGCUUGCCGUGUUCGACAAAGCGAUGCCUCACCGCAAGCUGCGAAUUCGUCGCCAAUUUCAGUCCCGAAGAGGUUUCCGAAAUUUUCGAAAUCGAUUUUGAAAAGGCCUGAUGAACCACGUGGGUUUUUGGGGGGUUUUGAGAUUCCACAUUACCAAAUUUAGCUCGAAACUUACCCUAACUCUUUUGUUUUGCAGGCCAAGUUUUAACACCUCGGCGAACUGUUCAAAUCGCAGCAGCCCAACCAUUAUCCGCUUUUCGACACGAGAAUAUUGCACCCGAAGAAGACACGUUUCAAUUGGAGGAGAGUUUUCAACCGGCUGCCACGUCUACACCAAGAGCACCGCCUGUUACGAGAAGUGAGUUGGAAAAACAUUUUUUUUCACAUUUUUCUGAUCAUUUUGGUGUAUUUUUUGGGUACUUUUGAUGAAAUUUGAAGAUUUCGCUUCGAGACCCAUUAUGUUCCUUUAAAGAAUUUUUUGAAAUUAAAAAAUUUACCACGUUUUUCUGAUCAUUUUGGUGUAUUUUUUGCCCGAAUUAGAGCUUUUUGAAGGGGUUUCGAUUCGAGACCCAUCAUGUUCCUUUAAAGAAAUUUUCCAACACUGCCACGUCAUAACCACUAAACCCUGAUAUUUUUUCCAGAUCUUCGUCGAAAUCAUCAAAAUGACAGCAAUGAACCGCCGCCACCUAUAAAACGGAAAUUUGUUGCGACGCGGAAAUCGAGAAGCCGCGCGGAACUUGCGAAAAUCCGCGAGGAAUAUCGCGCACAACUCGCGGAAUCAUCUCCGGAAGUCGCGGAAACCCUUGAAGAAGAUGCGGAAUUUCUGCGAAAACAGUUGGAAUUGAUGCGAAUCGCGAAAGAGGAGCAUUUGACGAAAUCGCGGAUUCGCCAGUUUUGCGCGAAUUUCCAGAAACCACCACCGCCUGCGAAAUGUGAAAUAUGCCGGAUUUUGGAGCCGCGCGCGGAAAAGUGUGCGGAAAGCGGAAAGAAGAUGAAAGAGUGGGAGAUUCGAGAGACGAAAAGAAUCGAGGAAAAACAACGAGACUCCAAAAUUCCGCAGUUCCUCAAGUACAACACGAUUAUUCAAAAUGUGGCGCGAAAAGGGUUGGAUGAGUUGAGGAGGAGCAAAUUCGCUCCACUGCAAAAAGUGGAGGGAGAUUUUGAGAUUCGAAAAUUGGAAGAGAUUCGAGAGGAGAAGCGGGAUAGUUGGCGUGAGUUUUUGAAGUUUUUGAGGGCAGCUAAAAAUGAGUUCAAGCUCAUUUUGUAGCCCUAGGAACUCUCUACAAAAUGAACCUGAAUUGAAUUUUUGAAAAAUUAAAUUUAGGCUCAUUGUGUAGAAAAUUUCAAGAGCUACAAAAUGAGCCUAAAUUUAAACUUGGAAAAUCUGAAUUUUGGCUGAAAUUCUAGCUCAAAACUCAAUAAUUUUGAGCUCAUUUUGUAGCUUUUAAAAUUCUCUAGAAAAUGAGCCAAAAUUCAAUUUUUAGAGAAUUUCAAGAUCUUUGAAAUGAGCUCAAAAUUAUUGAUUGUUGAGCAGAAAAUUUCAACCAGAACUUAGAUUUCCAAAAAUUAAAUUCAAGCUUAUUUUGGAGCUCUUGACAAAAUGAGCCCAAUGUAAUUUUUUUCAAAAAUUCAAAAUUCAAGUUUCAGGCACGAAAAUGAAGUCGGAACUGGAUGAGAAGGGCGAAAUGUCGGCGAAUUUGAACGCGGAAGAAAAAGAGGACGAUGAAUAUAUUUGGACAAGUUCCGCUAGCGAAUCUGCCGAUGACGAAUCUUUGCGGAUCUGUGAACCAUGCGGAAGACAUGCCAAAACUCGGCGGAGACGCGGAAAAUGCCGCGAGCAGCGACUGAGAAUCGCUCGCGAAUGUUUCGAUGAGUACGGCAAAAAUCAACGGGAGGAAAUGAGGUUUGUGUUUUUUUUUGAGUUAGCUCAACUGAGUUAUGACGUGGCAAAUGUAAAUUUUAUGAAUAAGAUCUGAAAUUCGGAAACUGUUAAGAAAUCCCGAAUUUCUAGAAAAUUUCGAAACCACCACUUUUUAUUAUUUUUUUCUUUUUCAAACUUUUUUACGAUUAUGGACACACAUUUCUACAUAGUUAUCUACGUGUCUUUAAAGAGUUUCACAUUUUUAUUUUAAAAAUUCAAAGUUUCCUUCUGGAAUUCUUUUUUUAGAAAUCGAUCGAUAUUGACAAAAUCGAAAAUCGAGGCGGCCGACAAAGAAUUGAAUCGAGAAAUGAACGAAUUGUUCGGCGCCGGUGACAUCGAAAUGACCGAUGAUUUUUGA
Molecule: messenger RNA, 5209 nt
Organism: Caenorhabditis angaria
Lineage: Eukaryota; Metazoa; Nematoda; Chromadorea; Rhabditida; Rhabditidae
Source: the annotation of a GenBank genome assembly